AUGUCGGCGCCGUUCAUUUUCAAGAGGUUCUCCUCGACCAUCCCUAUCCACUCCAAACCGACGCCAUCCAAGGCUCACCUCCACUUUCCUCUCCCAUCUUCCUCUUUCCCAAAAGGCUAUGUCUUGACUGGCAUCCAUGCAGGCGUAAAAAAAGUCGCGGGAGUUCCCGAUCUCGCUGUCAUCCUCUCUACCUCCUCCCAACCCACCUCUGCCGCCGCCUGCUUCACUCGAAACGCCUUCAAAGCUGCCCCAGUCAUCGUCUCAAAUGAAAUCCUGAAGAAGAACGGGGGAUACGCGCGAGGUGUAGUUGUUAACAGCGGUUGUGCCAAUGCUGUUACGGGUAAACAGGGCAUGGAGGAUGCAUGGGCAAUGGUGAGGGAGACAGACGCGCUGCUGCCCUCGAAAAAGUUCGAACACGAAACGCUCGUCAUGUCGACCGGUGUCAUUGGCCAAAACCUCCCCAUCUCGAAGAUUGUCGAAGGAAUCCGUUCUCAAGCCGAGUCCAGCUCAACCCGUUCGCUCGCCUCCGACUUUUCAGCAUGGGAACGCGCAGCCAAGGCCUUCAUGACGACCGACACGUUCCCCAAACUCCGUUCUCGCACCUUCACGAUCGAUGGCGUCGAAUACAAGCUCGCUGGUAUGGACAAGGGAGCUGGUAUGAUCCACCCCGACAUGGGUCCUGCUGGAACCGAGUUCAAGAAACAACUCCACGCCACCCUCCUUGGAUGCAUCCUCACCGACGCCGCCGUCUCGCCUCGCAGCCUCCAAAGCGCACUCACAUACGCUGUGGACCGAAGUUUCAACUCUAUCAGCGUCGACGGCGACAUGUCCACCAACGACUCGAUUUACGUCCUCGCAAACGGCGCUGCUUCCUCCUCCAUCAUCGACGAAGACGCUACUCCCCAGGCCUACGAAGCAUUCAAGCAAGAACUAACGACAUUCGCGGCUGACCUCGCCAAGUUGGUUGUUCGCGACGGCGAAGGUGCUACCAAGUUUGUUACGGUCACGGUCAAGGGUGCCCCAUCAUACAAGGACGCUCACAGCAUCGCUUCUCGAAUUUCCACCUCUGCCUUGGUCAAGACUGCGCUCUACGGUGAAGACGCCAACUGGGGUCGAAUCCUCGCUGCUACCGGCUCGGUCCCUCUCUCCCCCACGAACGCCAACACCCCUCCUCCCGUCAUCGACACCACCAAGGUCUGCGUUACGAUCGUUCCCGCCGACGGCACCGCUCCUCUCCCUGUCUUGGUUAACGGCGAACCUGAGAACGUCGAUGAAGACCGCGCAAAAGAGAUCAUGACCCAGGAAGACUUUGAAUUGCUGGUCGACCUCGGAGGAAUGGGUGAUGGGGAGGCCCAGUACUGGACUUGCGACUUUAGCUAUGAAUAUGUUAGGAUUAAUGGUGACUAUCGUUCUUAG
This is a messenger RNA of Coprinopsis cinerea okayama7#130, 1416 nucleotides long. Its product is annotated as arginine biosynthesis ArgJ. NCBI's taxonomy places the organism in Eukaryota, Fungi, Basidiomycota, Agaricomycetes, Agaricales, Psathyrellaceae. The record is from RefSeq and is a predicted model, not a curated record. The transcript is spliced from 2 exons. Gene Ontology annotation, molecular function: L-glutamate N-acetyltransferase activity, acting on acetyl-L-ornithine as donor; L-glutamate N-acetyltransferase activity, acting on acetyl-CoA as donor. Gene Ontology annotation, biological process: L-ornithine biosynthetic process; L-arginine biosynthetic process. Bases 1 to 1416 code for a protein of 471 amino acids. Gene Ontology annotation, cellular component: mitochondrial matrix.